AUGUCUGCCAAACAAUCCAUCAUCUCAGUCAUCGGCUCCCUUAACGUCGACCUGGUAACGCGCACCCAGCGCGUCCCUGUCGGCGGCGAAACACUAACCUCCGAAUCUUUCUCCAUCGGGUACGGCGGUAAAGGAGCCAAUCAGGCUGUAGCAUGUGCGCGGCUAUCACGCACUCAGUCUCAAGCUCUCAAUGGAGAAGCUUCCGACAUCGAAGUGCGCAUGGUGGGUGCGGUCGGCGACGAUGAGUUCUCGCCUGGAUUUUUGGAGAGCUUGAGGAAGGAUGGGGUGCGGACGGAAAUGGUAGAGGUUCUGAAGGGGAAGAAGACGGGUGUAGCAGUGAUUAUCGUCGAGACGGGGACGGGAGAAAAUAGGAUCCUGGUUUCUCCGGGUGCAAAUGGGGAGGUGCCUGUGCAGGACCUGGUAGUGGGUGACGAGGGGCUGGUGUUAUUCCAAUUAGAGUUGCCAUUGGAGGUGGUGUUGCACAACAUGAGAAUAGCACGUGAGAAGGGGGUUGAGGUUAUCAUCAAUCCAGCACCUGCCGUACCGCUGCCGGAGGAGGCGUACAAAGGCCUCGGGCAUUUGCUGGUCAAUGAGACGGAAGCUGCCAUACUUUCAGGCAUCGACAAUCCGACCAACUGGGAUGAAGUUGCCGCGGUUUUCAUUUCCAGAGGCGUGAAGAACGUCGUCAUUACGCUCGGUGGAGAAGGCGUUUACUAUCAGACGGAGAAGCGACACGCACAGUCAAAACCGGGAACACUUGUUCCUGCAAGGAAGGUAAAAGUGGUCGACACGACAGCCGCCGGAGAUACAUUUACUGGCGCGUAUUCGGUAGCUGUUGCGCGUUGGAAGUCGGGCCCAGAAGCUACGGAGUUUGACCUUGAUGCAGCAGUCGCCUAUGCGAAUCGGGCUUCUUCCAUGACGGUGCAGAAACAGGGUGCCCAGUCAUCCAUUCCUUGGAUUGAUGAAGUUCCUACUGCCUAG
Messenger RNA from Westerdykella ornata, 981 nucleotides. Its product is annotated as ribokinase-like protein. Gene Ontology annotation, biological process: D-ribose metabolic process. The transcript is spliced from 3 exons. NCBI's taxonomy places the organism in Eukaryota, Fungi, Ascomycota, Dothideomycetes, Pleosporales, Sporormiaceae. Bases 1 to 981 code for a protein of 326 amino acids. The record is from RefSeq and is a predicted model, not a curated record. Gene Ontology annotation, molecular function: ribokinase activity.